Messenger RNA from Annulohypoxylon maeteangense, 1750 nucleotides. RefSeq names its product voltage-dependent anion channel-domain-containing protein. Gene Ontology annotation, biological process: malate transmembrane transport. The record is from RefSeq and is a predicted model, not a curated record. Gene Ontology annotation, cellular component: membrane. The coding region runs from base 207 to 1478 and encodes 423 amino acids. Gene Ontology annotation, molecular function: malate transmembrane transporter activity. Lineage: Eukaryota; Fungi; Ascomycota; Sordariomycetes; Xylariales; Hypoxylaceae. The transcript is spliced from 2 exons.
UUUUUUUGGAACCUAAACUCGCAAUUCCCAACGCAGCUGCCAGCUCCAAAUCCUUAUUAAAAGCACCUACUUCGUACAGCAACUUAAAUCUCGUAAUGCAAAUCCUAUUUAUCAGCGUCAAUUCAUCCCAUCGUUUUGCAAAAUCAUCCUUAUUUACCUAAUUACCUAAAUAACCUCAAUUCGCCUAAGAAUUUCUCCAAGCGAACAUGGUUUUCGAAUUAGGUGGGGAACAAGAUAUCUCUUCGGGUAGCAGCAGCUAUGAAGAGUUCCAAGACAAUGACGACACUCAAAAACGCCGUUGUGGCUUCGUCGGCUCCGUGAGGGAUUUCUUGGCAAGGCUUGAACAUUUUACCUGGGCCAACUAUACCUUUCCUAUGUCCACAGGCGGUCUUGCUUUGCUACUUGCAGAACAGACUCAAGGCUUGAUAUUCCCAGGCCUCCAAACAAUUGGAAAAGUGGUUUAUAUCUUUGACCUUGUCAUCUUCACCCUCGUCACCGCUGCGAUAACCUACCGCUUCAUCAAGUUUCCCGGCACUUUGAAGCAUUCUAUCACUCAUCCAACCGAGGCGCUUUUCCUAGGCACAUCGACCCUUAGCUUAGCAUCCAUCAUCGCUGGCAUUGCCCGAUAUGGAAUCCCCUCAUGCGGCCCGUGGCUGAUUGUUGCCUAUCGUGUCUUGUUUUGGAUAUACUUCGUCAUCACUUUUGCUCUAGCCGUUGGUCAAUAUUCACUACUCUUCACUUCCCCGCUUCUGAGAAUCCAAGACAUGACACCUGCCUGGGAUCUUCCCAUAUUCCCCUUCAUGCUGUCGGGUACCGUCGCAUCAUCGGGUGCUGCAUUUCAACCGCCGAGUGAAGCUCUUCCUAUGAUACUUGGCGGUCUGACCGCUCAAGGCCUUGGGAUGUGUGUAUCGAUUAUGAUCUAUGUUCGACGGAUGAUACAAUGGGGAUUCCCGUCACCUAAUUCACGGCCCGGUAUGUUUAUAGCGGUUGGGCCGCCCUCAUUUACCAGCCUUGCUAUUAUCGGGCUUGCAAAUGACUUUCCCAACCACUAUAACUACUUCGGUGCCGACUCUAUCACCAUACAGAUUCUCCGUGUUCUCGCGACGUUCACGAGUAUCUUUAUUUGGUCAUUGAGUCUAUGGUUCUUUUGUAUCUCUGUAGUCGCCAACCUGGCUAUCAGAAAGCAAUUAACCUUUCACCUGAAUUGGUAUGCUUAUGUGUUCCCAAAUGUUGGGUUUACCAUAACAAUCAUCGCCCUCGCAAAGAAUUUCCAAAGCCGGGCGGCCAUGGCAGUGGGCAGCGCAAUGACGCUCAUGCUAGUUGCGAUGUGGAUAUUUGUAUUUAUCCACCACGUAAAAGCCGUCAUUAACUGCGAGAUCAUGUACGAGGGUAAAGACGAGGACGUAUAUGUGAACGAAAAGAAACACUCUCACGUCAAACCCAACAAGAGUGUGAGCGACAUAGAGAAGGAGGCUUGAUGAAACUUACUUUAAGGUAUCUACCUUACAGAGUACCAUCAAGUCUAUAUAUUUUUACCGGGCUAAACCGUACGGAUAUACUGCGCUGGUCUCCUAUAUCUCAACAACGAUAACGAACGUAACGAACUUAUGAUUACUUAGAUUAUGAUAUCUAUUAUGGGGUACGGCACUUAGAGAUACCUGGCGAAUCACGGAAUUGGCUUUAGAUUAGGCGGAAUAGGUAUCAAUACAUACCUAGUAUGUAAUUAAUAAUAGACAUUUGUUAACAUCCA